UGCCCGCGGAAGAUGGGGGCGGGCUCGAACGGCUCCAUUUUGCGCCCAUUGGAGGGGCUGCACGGCCGUCCCGCGGUCCCGGCGGCGCCAGCGCCGGGCAGGGCGCGACCGGCUGCCCGUGGCUCUCCCCCUCCCGCUACCUGACCGCCGCGCCUCUCCGUUCCUGGUCUUCGCCCUCCCUCCCACCGGCACCGGGGUGGGGCCCGCGCCCGCUCUUCCCCGAGCCGCCCGGCCCCCGCCGCUGGCCGCGGGCUGAGCGUGUCUUCCAGGGGCGAGGCCCCGUCCCUCAGUGGCGGCGGCUCCAUGGUGCCCGCCGCCCUCCCCCGCCCCGUUGCAACAGGCAGGACGAGGAGGAAGCGGCCCCCGGGGGUCCCCACGGGCCCGCCGCCGGCCUGAGCAGAGCCGCCGCAGCGGGAGCCACCGAAGGGGCGGGGGGCGCCCGCGGGCCGCCGGAGAUGGCGAACCAGCUGGUGAUCCUCAACGUCUACGAUAUGUAUUGGAUGAAUGAGUACACUUCUUCCCUUGGAAUUGGAGUGUUCCAUUCAGGUAUAGAGGUGUAUGGGCGAGAAUUUGCCUACGGUGGUCAUCCAUACCCUUUUUCUGGAAUAUUUGAAAUUUCACCAGGAAAUGCUUCUGAGCUAGGAGAAACGUUUAAAUUUAAGGAGUCUGUAGUUCUAGGCAGUACUGACUUUAUGGAAGAUGACAUAGAAAAAAUAGUAGAAGAGCUUGGAAAAGAAUUCAAAGGAAAUGCUUAUCACCUAAUGCACAAAAACUGCAAUCACUUUUCUUCAUCUUUGUCUGAGAUUCUCUGUGGGAAAGAGAUUCCACGAUGGGUGAAUCGCCUUGCCUACUUCAGCUCUUGUAUACCAUUUCUCCAGAGCUGUCUGCCCAAGGAGUGGCUAACUCCUGCAGCCCUCCAGUCUAGUGUGAGCCAGGAGCUACACGAUGAGCUGGAGGAAGCUGAGGAUGCAGCAGCAUCAGCUUCCUUGGCAAGCUCAGCAUCUGGGUCUAGAACUGGUCGCCAUACCAAAUUAUAAGUCCUCCUCCAAAGUGGUAAAUGAAAAACUUCAGUUUAAUCUCUCCAGCAGCUGACUUCCUGACAGAACAUGAGAGUUCAUUCUAGAACAUUGGGUUUAUAUGCAAAAAAGACUCUCAUCAACCUGUUUCAGCUCAGGAUUAUUUAUGUGGUGAAAAGAAUUGCUGGGAGAAAAGGGAAGGAUUUUGUGUGAAGCCACCCUUUUCAUUUUCACCUGUUUUGUAAACCUUGGUUAUCUUAACAUCUUGUAUAAAGCAGAACUUAAAUUAUUUGUUUACAGUAUUGUGUACUGCUGUUUACAAGUCCUGUAAGGACUCCUGCCACCACGAAGAAGAGAUAAUUUGAGUUUUAUGUAACUGUGGGUAUAACUCAAAAGCAGUGGUAUGACGCCCUGGAUGAACUCUCCACUUUGUUUUCAAGAUUUAAGGCAGGUGAACAUAAAAUUUCUGAGAGGUGCCAGAAACUGCAGAAAUUCUGUAUGUGUGAACAGGGUACUGUGCACUUAAAGUGGCUGAUGUAAACAGGUAGAUUCCAGGAUGUAGGGAGACUGGUUUUGUCUAAGAUCUGUUAUUGGAAGUAUGACCUCUACAUUAAUGAAACUGUGGAUUUUUGCACUUGUGAAGGGAAAUUACUAUCUCAUUACAAUGCACAUUGAUCCUUUUUUUUUUUUUUAACUCAGCCAUGUAGUUUGCAUCCUGUCUUCUGUCUGUAUUUACUGUCUACUUCAACUGGGAUUUAGACAUGUAAAUCAUCAACAAAUUUUUCACCAUCUGCUUUACUUGAUUUCAAGCUUGUAUAUAACAGUUAGUACUUGUACUCUUUUUUGGUUUCAUAUAGUUUGGAUUAGUGUAAUACAAGCCAUUUAUGGUUGGGGAAUGGCCUUGGCUUUUUGCUGCUGAUUUUGCUUCAUUUUAGCUUGUAAACAUUUGUGUCUGUUUUUUUUAGUGCUAAAUUACUGCCCAGUUGUGCAUAUCUGCACAAAUUAUAGAGAAACCCUAAUUUAUUUUCCCACAGUCUCUCUCUGUGAUAGUAACUUUCUUGUCAAAUGUAAUGAAGAAAAACCUGAAAAUUGCUUAUACACCUGCGUGUUUACACAGCAGAACCCACUAAUCUGCACACGUAAUUAUAUCUGAAGGUAAGAGAUAUUAUUUUCUAAAACACAGAAGUAUGUUUGCUGGUAGAUUAUAAUUAGAGCUAAAUUAUAAUUAGUGAUCAGAAUAUAUAACAUAAUGCCUUAUUCUUGUUCACUUACCAAGAGAAUUAAUGGUUCUUCCAGUCAUUAGUGUAAAUUAGUGAGGUUCUAUUGUGCACAUAAGGAUACAGUAGCACAAACAGGAGGGAGAUGAGCUUGUGUGGUUUUUAAGACUUGCUGCCUUAAACUAACAAAGAACAUACCACCUGUAAACUGAUGAGCUCACAGAGUGUGCAUUCCUAGAAGUACAAAUGAUUCUUACAAACUUUUAUUUUCAGUCUGUUGCUGGGUUUAAUUUUUCCAUUAAGUGAAGUACUGACUCUACAGUUUCUGCUGUUCAAAGGGAAAAAGUCCUCUUAGGAGGCAAGAAUGCUUCAUGUAAUGAGUGCUCCUAACCACGGGUAAUCCGUGCCAUUGAACCCUGCAGGAAGGUGUAACUGGCUGUAUCAGAAUUCUGAUGGUCACAAACUCUGACUCAUGCUGGAAACAGGUGGAAGUUUUUCUGAUAGCAGUUGGGUUGAAUCCUUUGUCAGUCUUUAAAUUGUCACUCAUCUUCUGUGAUGCAGUGUAGGUACAGAGAGAGGGAUGCUCAGUUCUGGGGAAAAAAAUCAAGUGAGACUCUCCCUGGAAAGAGUGGGAUAAUAGUAUAAGUUAUAAGUGUGAUUUGGUACAUGUUUUUAUAAUCUAUCAAAGUGGGAAAUGUGUAGAACUGAUAAGUCUGCCACAAACUAUGUUCUCUGGUCUCCAGAAGCUGGACAUAUUGACUCUCCCUGUUGAGUGCUUUUUCACUUGAAUCUCUGAAUUUGAGUUUUCUUUUUUGUCCUGUAGUGAAAAUGAACAUGGUGGUCUCCAGUCAACUCUCAAGCAUUACAGAACUGGAUCUCACACUACUUACAGCUAAGGCAACAGGCCACAGACAGGUUAUUUUGUCUCUGCUGUGCAGCUGUGGUAGAAAUGUGACUUAAGUCUUGUGGCCAAGGCAGGUCCUUUAUUUCAGCUCAGGGUUGAGGCCACUGAUCUAGCAACAUGUACUGUAGCUUUUCCUAGUUUUUAGGAAAAAUAAAUAGAAUGAAUUUUCAUUGCUACCUAACUUUUGUGUACCAAAAUUUGCUUUUUAGGCUUCUGAUAUAUCCAGAGUGCUAGGUCACAAAUCUGUACACCUUCAUGAACACUCACAACUAUAGCAUGUACAAUGCAAGAACAUGACAGAUCACAGCACAGUUUUUAUUUAGAAGUAAAGUGAGACUAUUUUUUAUAAAGCAGACUGAAAAGUUUGUAACAAAAGCAUUCAUUUUGUUGGUAGCUGAAAAUACUGUCUUAUGCUCUUUUUUUCUUGUUGUUUUGUUUGGGGUUUUUGUGUUUUGUUUUUCAUGCAAAACCAUCCAUUUGUAAGUUCUGUGAGGAAACUGACAUCUGAACCCUGAAGACUGUUGGGUAUUGUAUCAAAGCACGUGGUGCUGUAGUUUCAGUCACCUGCUGUCAAUUCAGCCUCCACUUGAUGCCUCCAAGAAGUCACCCUGCCAGUGGUUUCUCUGAUUUGUUAGCAAUAGAGCAAGUUACCUUUCACCAGCAUUACUGCCAAGCAGGGAUUACUUUAGCCUACUAAUGACCACACUGUGCUAGGACUAGAACACUCCAAAAUGCUGUAAGAAAGCUGGACACCUGUGGAGACUUUUCCAUCAAAACGGGUAGAAAAAUAUCACUACUUCAGGGUUCUGCUCUGUUUACUUUCUCAUUUUUGUUUAAUUUUCUGUAAGAUAGUAGUUUUUAUACACAUUACCUUCCUAAAGUCAUUUUAUUUAAAUGCCAUUUUCUGUUCAGCAAGCCAAAAAAAUCCAAUAUACUGUCAGAGUGCACCAGUAACUUCAGAGUGGCUUGGUAAAAAUGUAGUUGCAUUACUUCUAAAACUUGCAAUGCAAUUCUGAUCACUAUUGAUACAUGAUAAUUUUCACUGUUGGAGGUUGGUUUCAAGCGGAAUAUUCACUGAUGCAUUUUUUGUAAACUUGUAUUCAAGUUUACUUUACUACAUAGUAUUUGUAUAAAAUUCAGAGAAUUUUGACUUUUGUUACCUGUACAUGGCAACAAGUUGUCUAGCAUCUGAAACUUAAAUCCAUCAAUGGUUUAUUAAAAAUACUUUUAUAAAAAAAAG
Messenger RNA from Calypte anna (Anna's hummingbird), 4377 nucleotides. It is a transcript of the gene DESI2, whose product is annotated as desumoylating isopeptidase 2. The coding region runs from base 456 to 1037 and encodes 193 amino acids. The record is from RefSeq and is a predicted model, not a curated record. Lineage: Eukaryota; Metazoa; Chordata; Aves; Apodiformes; Trochilidae. Gene Ontology annotation, molecular function: deubiquitinase activity. The transcript is spliced from 5 exons. Gene Ontology annotation, biological process: protein deubiquitination.